AUGGCUCCGCCUACAGUCUUCGCCCUAGUGGCGUACCUCUCCAUCCCUCAGCUCGGAAGUAGCAACGUGGUAGUUCACCCGUCUCUCACAGACUUCUUCGUUGAGCGCAUCGGCGAGCACAUCUUCACCUCCUUCGAUAACUUGAUUAGCAAAAGACUAGCUUCCCCGAGUUGUUCCAGUUCGGGUGACACGAGUUGCCACCUUGUCCACGCGGGGGCAAUUGGUUAUGCAGAUGAACAGACCGAUCAGGACACGGAACAGAAGCCAAUCAAGAGGAAGACGGAAAAAGAAGUUACCUAUGACGAAGAGGACGACGAGAAAUAUACUUACCUACACACUACGCCCUUCUAUUCAAUUCCUAUAGAGGAAAAAGGGUCAACUGAUGCAGAAUCGAAAAAGGAUGAAGAUAACCAUAGUGAAAACAAACUUAUGAAAAACAAAAACAGAAAAAGUAUUUGGAUGAAAGGUUACCACUUCUUGGUGAACGUAUACACAUCCCUCAUCAAAAAGAAGGAGCAUACAAUAAAAAUCGAGGAGAAGCUAUCCCCAUCUUAUUUUAUCAAUAGUAGAAGAACGAACAUAUUAGGAAACAGAAACCAAUUAAAUCAGAGCCCUACGAAGUACAAUUUUAAAGGCCUCUUCAUAGGACAACACUUGAAUGAUGCGAAGAAUUUUUCGUUCCUAUCCCCCCUGUCUUUAGCCAUUGAUGAAAUCGACUUCAAAAAAAUCUUUAUGCAGGGGUGGGACGUAGAUUUCUACUCCAAUUACAUCUUUUUGGAUAGGUCAGACUCCCUGGGGGUGGGAAAUAAGAAAAAGAAGGAAGGCGCGGUUUCUCCUGAGGGGGAUGUCACCCUUGGGAAAGAGGAGAAGAGCACCUACCUCACAGGUACAGCCACAACUCCUACUUCGAGCAGAACCGAUGGUUGGGUCGGCAACAUCAAGUCGAUCUUGGACCUCUCCAAAGGUGAGAAGGAAGAACAACCCUCUAGCAAUAACUCCCGUAAAGAUGGACGCACCGAUAGGACCACCCCACCACAGAUGAACGAAGCCUACGAAGAAGAAGAAGAAGGAAAACUACCAGGAAAACAUGUCACACCAAGUACCAUUAACAAAAUAUUAAACAAGUUAAGAAUACCAUCCGAAAGGAGUAACUAUGGUCGGAUGAUAAAAGCCACCAGGGGGAUGAGAGUGGGGGUAUGUACAAGGCAAAGUAAGGAGGGGUCCCUACUCCCAUCUUUACUAAAAAAGACACUAGUCAGUAGCAUAUCUUUUAGGAAAAACUAUAAGACGAAAGAGAAAAACCGCACUGACCCCCCUCCCUUCACAUGUGCAUUCUUCCACUCCAUUAGCAAUUCCGAGAUUCUCCUUUUUCUUGAUAAAAUUACAUCCCCUAAUGGGACCACCCCAGAGGAAAGUGACAAGACAACCUGGAACGAAGAAACACGCAGGGGAAUGAACUUCUUCAGAAACACCAUGAAACUGACAAAUAGUACAUUAUACAAAAAGUGGUCGAAGAGAAACAACCACAACAAAGGAUACACCGACAUAAUUUCUACGAACCCAUUAAAGAAUCUAACUGUUCAUGCAAAUUAUGAAUACAAAAAGAAUCUCUUCAAAUUGCAUUCAGAUUACAAUGGAAUAAGUAGAAGUAUCAUGGUUGUAAGGAAUUAUCAGAAGAAGGUUCUCCUAAAGUUCAUCUUCCAGGUGGACAUAUGUUACAAUGACCUGUACGUAGAUAACGACAUUCAGAUGCGUUACAUCUACUCGGACGCAAAUCCCAGUUUGAUAACGAGGGGUGCGUGGAGUUCUUGUGCACUGUGGGGACCGCUCCAUUUUUACAUCGACGGGGACAACAGGGUGGAUACUCAACGGGGAAGGGAAUUAGAAGAACCAGUAGGAGUGAACUCAAGCGGAGAUACACCUCCCCACGAAUCCUCCCAAUCGGAAACUGAAUUAAGAAAAAUCUAUUGGCAUGAACAGAUUCUGAGCGACAAAGUAGAACCUGCGCAACGGUACAAAAGACUGAAAUCCUUGUACGUGGAAAAUCCCCGUUUAGAGGAAAUUAGAGAUAGAACAUACUGGAUGGAUAGACAUGUACGCGACAGUGGUGACAUCCUCUUGUUGUCCACCAAAGGAUCAAUCGAAUUCAAAACGCCAAUUGUUGUUAGCGAUCUGUAUGUGCGUCUACACCCGAACCCUCUGUACAGAUCCUCCUGCGUGGGGGAGGGGGGAAAUGCACAGGAAACCCCAUUGGAGACAUGCACACAGGAAAAGCCAUACAGCAUGCACGUUCUUUUUAAUUUCUACCUGAACAAAACCAAGAAGUACUCAGCGGUGAUGGAGAUCUACGUAGAUACUCUUGGCCCAGGAAACCAUAACAGACAUUACAACGUUCGACACUCCUCCGGAUACACUAAGCCACUAAACGUGAUGACUCUGCUUAAAGGAAAUAUCAACCACUAUAGAGUUAAUAAAAUAGAAAUUGAGUACUCGCUUAAUCCUCAUCCACUUGUACAACGAGAGGGAUUUAUUCACCGGAGGAGGAUGCCCUUCCUCGUGUCUGUGUGUAAUCUAACCAUUAACCAGAGUCAGAAGGUCUACAACUACAUUCCUACAUUUUUCGUAUCCAAAGGAAACUUCCUCCAAGUGCUCAGUCGAAUCCAAUCCAACCCGAUCAACACCUCCGAAACGACUAUCGGCACAGAGAACAUCACCCAAGUGAGCACCAUGAACGUGUUUAGCACUACCAACACGGAAAGGAACCACGAGGGAAAGUCCAGCAAAUUCAUCAGCAACACCUCCUUUUCCAUUUUCACCUCGCUGAGUGAACCCAUUUUCUGGGCGCACAUAAUUCAGUUUCGCUGUGGUGUUAGCCAAUGCCAGUAUGAUCAAGCGACUGAACAAUUUCUGAUGACCACCUUGGGAGGGCGACACGAGGGGACGACGACCCAAGGCAGUAAAGAGGUCACUCUCCAGAGGCAUUUCUUCCAACCGAAUGCGCACAUCACCACAGCCAUCAACGGAAAAAACACAAAGGAAGGAGAAUACGCUGAGUUAAGCGAAAUUCAGAAAGCAUAUCUAGACUUCCUGGAUAGAUGGAAACCAAGUGAGGUGCAACAACAAAGUGAAGCGCAACGACCAAGCGAGCGAGGACAACCAAGUAGCCGAAUGAGUGAAGCGGAUCAGACGAGCUACAGAAACGAGACACAACAGGCCACCAUGCCCAAUACGAUCAAUGAACCCAGAGCCCCUCAACAUUUCUCACUCCACAAAAAACAGAUCGUGGCCUACGACAUGACCGACAUCCUCAACCUUGAGCACAACAAGAAGAGGUACAUGAUCCCCCCGUAUCGCAAGGGGAUAUACAUAUGUUUGGAAAGUAAAAGGAACCAAUUAGUGUACGACCCGAAUGGUCACAUGUUCUACGUGAAGGAAAACGAAAAAGUGAAUAUAGGUAACGACACUAGAGAUGCUUUGCCGGCCUUGUGGAUCUACUCAGCUCUCCUGCCAACAGAAAGCGACCUUUUGGACUUCUCCUUCCUCACCAAAAAUAAGUUUACCCUGAAGAUGGUCCAAACGAAUGACACCAAAGUUUACUUCAAAAAUAUCAUACCCUUGACUCGAUACGAAGAUUAUGAGAAUAUAGAAAGAAACUACACCGAGAAGGUUCUAAAAAUCAGCUUCAUCGACUUCAAGGAGAAUGGAUUCAUGUCUCACCCUCUCGGCCAAACCAUUGAUAGUCAACUUUACAGGGCCAAAGUGAUUGAAUUUCUAAAGAGCAAGUUCAGCACACUUGUGCAGUUCUCUUCGGAAGACAUGGAUAGCUGA
Messenger RNA from Plasmodium knowlesi strain H, 3828 nucleotides. Its product is annotated as conserved Plasmodium protein, unknown function. The record is from RefSeq and is a predicted model, not a curated record. The transcript has a single exon. Bases 1 to 3828 code for a protein of 1275 amino acids. Lineage: Eukaryota; Apicomplexa; Aconoidasida; Haemosporida; Plasmodiidae.